Messenger RNA from Chaetomium fimeti, 1119 nucleotides. Its product is annotated as HotDog domain-containing protein. Bases 143 to 844 code for a protein of 233 amino acids. Lineage: Eukaryota; Fungi; Ascomycota; Sordariomycetes; Sordariales; Chaetomiaceae. The record is from RefSeq and is a predicted model, not a curated record. The transcript is spliced from 2 exons.
UCGUUUCAUCGCAACCGCUACUGCUUGCGCCCGCCUCCUAGAACCGAACGCUGGCUCGCAGGCCGUCAAGGAAACCCCCUUCUUCCGCCGAGCAGCUUCCACCGCCAGCCGUAUUGCGCUCUUCACCACACUGGGCUUCAUCAUGGCCGUCGCCCCAGCGUACGAGUCAGUGGGCGCAAUCCUGUCCCCACCGAGCGAUGCCGAUACCCUCCAAUCCUUCGCGCCUCAGGAUGACGAUGCGAAGGCCAAGGAGGACUUCAUCAACUCGCACCCGCUUGCCGCAUCCCUGCGAACGAAUCCAGACCUCACAGAGUCCCGCCCGCAUAUGAAAAUACCACCGGCAUGGCGCAAGCACAACCUGACGGGCGGCACCCUUGCCGGGCCCGGUAAGAUAGCCAUUCCGCCAUUCAGCUGGACAGAACGGGAGGGCAAGACAUACGUGCAGAUCACGCACGUCGGGACGGAUCUGUGCGGCCACAUGGGCAUUAUCCACGGAGGGUUCUUAGCCACCAUGCUGGACGAGGGCUUGGCCAGGUGCUGCUUCCCCGUCCUGCCCUACAAUGUGGGCAUGACUGCAAAGCUGGAGAUCAACUACAAGGCGCCCGCCAUGGCGGAUCAGUACCUGGUGCUCCGGGCUACUACCGUCAAGGUGGAGGGCAGAAAGGCUUGGGUUGACGGCCAUAUCGAAACGUUGCCGACCGAAGAGGGCCAAGAACCGACCAUUUUGGCGACGGCCAGCGCGCUCUACAUCUCGCCCAAACAGGCAUCAGUAUGCAUACCGGAAUCCCUCCCCCUUACCCCGAAUGUUUUUGCUAACCGAGACGCACUCGCAGUUAAUGGCUAAGGUCUACCCGGUGAGCUAGAACUAGAGCUAGAACUAGAACUAGAACUAGAAUUCGUGGUGAUCUCGGGUCACCUCGAUUUUACCCCAACCAACUCCCCAUUGGAAGCAAUGCGGGAAGUGGAUACCAAUUGGGGAAUAGACAAGAAGAGAUGAGAGAUUAGACGAACAUACGAUUGUUGCGAGAUGAGUAAUGCCUUGGUGUUGCUGCGUACCGUGCGCUGUCCUGCAUCCAAAUGAUCCAAUGGAGGCAAGGUACGCUCGUAAGCGGAGGGAGG